This is a messenger RNA of Physeter macrocephalus (sperm whale), 845 nucleotides long. RefSeq names its product POP5 homolog, ribonuclease P/MRP subunit (gene POP5). Gene Ontology annotation, biological process: tRNA 5'-leader removal. The record is from RefSeq and is a predicted model, not a curated record. The transcript has 5 exons. NCBI's taxonomy places the organism in Eukaryota, Metazoa, Chordata, Mammalia, Artiodactyla, Physeteridae. Bases 47 to 559 code for a protein of 170 amino acids. Gene Ontology annotation, cellular component: ribonuclease P complex. Gene Ontology annotation, molecular function: ribonuclease P RNA binding.
GCAGACAUCCGGGUUGCGGGUCCGGCUGCUGGAGGCGGAGGCCGCCAUGGUGCGGUUCAAGCACAGGUACCUGCUCUGUGAAGUGGUGUCCGACGACCCCCGCUGCCGCCUGAGUCUGGAGGACCGAGUGCUGGGCGGCCUGGUACGGGACACGAUCGCCCGCGUGCACGGGACUUUCGGCGCGGCCGCCUGCUCCAUCGGCUUCGCGGUGCGAUACCUCAAUGCCUAUACCGGAAUAGUGCUACUUCGAUGCAGGAAGGAAUUCUACCGGCUUGUGUGGUCAGCUCUUCCCUUCAUCACAUACUUGGAGAACAAAGGACACCGUUACCCGUGUUUUCUCAACACCUUACACGUGGGAGGUACAAUCAGAACAUGUCAGAAGUUCCUGAUUCAGUACAACAGGAGACAGCUGUUGAUCCUGUUGCAGAACUGCACUGAUGAAGGAGAACGAGAGGCUAUCCAGAAGUCUGUCACAAGAAGCUGUUUACCAGAGGAGGAGUCGGCUGGGGAGGAGCUUUCAGACAGUGGUGGUGAGGAGGCUGCUGAGGCAAUGGAGUGAACCUCUGCAGACUGCCCUGUGCCCCAGCCUCAGGGCCCACUUGUUGGGACAGGACAUUCUGGGAGGCAGCAGCAUCUUCUAUACUUCUCAAACUGGAUGACUGCUGACCAGAGGCCAAGUGACCAGCUCAAAAUGGACUUAUCUGCUUAAAACUAAUCGAAGUCACCUUUACUCAGCAUCGCCUGGUUAAGUGGUUCUCGAGGUUGUUAAGUCCCUGUAGUUAUAGACAUCUUUGUAUCUAACUGCCUGGCUGAGAGCAGGUUUAAUAAAUGUAUUUGGCUUCUGU